AUGAUGCUGCCAAUUCUGCUGCUGCUGCUGCUCAGUCCUGCUUUGGCCUGGAUUCCGGUGCAUGAUUGGGAGUCUGGCAAUGUGACUACAUCAGUGGGUGAGUCAGGUCAGUGUGUUUGUCACGUGUAUCUGCCUGAAACCACCUUCCCUGCCGACCGGGUUCAGAACAUGCAGCAAGUCAGCAAGGAUCUAAUCCUGGAGGUGGACAUUCAGAUGAACAAGAUGGUGAGCUAUGAGGGUAUGUUGGAGGUCUAUUUGAAGGAAGUGUUGGACCUGACUGUGAGAAUGUCCAUGCUGGAGAGCAGUCCUGACAACUACAUCAAACUGGACUUUGAGCUGCUCAGGAUUGAGCUCAGAGAGUUUGAGGCUCUAGUGUCUCAGCUCAGAGACUCCCUCAACGCAUCUUCGCCCAUGUUUGACAGUCUUUAUACUGAGAUUCGCAACAUGACCCUCAUUGUGAACCAAAUGGAGACGUUUGACAAGAGCAACCUGGUGGUGAUCCGUAUUGAGUUUGCUAAGCUGCAGAAGAAGCUGGAGGAGUGCCAGAAGGAGCAGGAUCUCAUCAAGCCAGAUAUCGGCAACUGUAAUCACACAGGAAUCAUGAGCAUCAGCAAGCCAACAGUGGUCCAAGUGAAUGCUCAUUUGAAUGCAGGUUAUCAAUAUGGGGGCUGGGGAAAAGACUCCAAACCAGUCCGAGGCUAUGAAUCAAUGUACUUCUAUGGUGCAUACAGCACUCCCUCUGUGCAUAACUUCUAUUUGUACUCGGACUAUGAAAAGCUGAUUCUUAGAUCCUCAUUCAAACAACAUGACAUACCAAACGGGUGGAAAGGUGCCGGUAACAAUUACAUUGUUCAUGGUAACACCAUUUAUUAUCAGAUCAACACACCUUUCAGUAUGAGCAAGCUGAAUCUGACCAGUUCCAAAUAUGACUACAGAGUGAUCCCAGCUGCUAGUCAAAGUUUCUCGUACAGUUACUCAGACCAUCAGAACAUGGACUUUGCAGCUGAUGAAAAUGGAUUGUGGGUAAUGUAUGCCUCAGAAGCAAGCAGAGGGAAAAUUGUCAUUGCUAAAAUAGAUGAGAAAUCGUUUGGCAUAGAGGGUGAGUGGAACACUGGUGCGUUCAAGCAGUUGGCUGGCAACGCUUUCAUGGCCUGUGGAGUCAUGUAUGCCACCAGGUCUGUGGAUCUGAACACAGAGGAGAUCUACUAUGCCUUCGACACAAAGACCAAUGAGGAGAAACACCUCAAUAUCCCCUUCCAGAAGUUCCAGGAGAAAUACAGCAACCUGCACUACAAUCCCUCUGAUCAGAAGCUCUACAUGUACAACAACGGCUACUAUGUGUCCUACAAUGUGAGGUUUAACAAAGAAUAA
Molecule: messenger RNA, 1371 nt
Organism: Perca flavescens (yellow perch)
Lineage: Eukaryota; Metazoa; Chordata; Actinopteri; Perciformes; Percidae
Gene: olfm4.2
Product: olfactomedin 4, tandem duplicate 2
Exons: 5
Coding region: 1-1371 (456 amino acids)
Biological process (GO): signal transduction
Source: RefSeq, a predicted model, not a curated record